AUGGGAGCUCCGGCCUCUGCCGGGGCGACCUCGACGGCCGCGGCAAGCCAGCCGACUCGGUCCUCGAGCACCCAUCCGUCGCACUCCCACAAUGUACCCCUGAGCGCCCGCAGGUCAGCGCCUCUCGAUCUCUCCACGGUGGAACGACGUGGACAACCCAAUAACCCCAGAGAGCCAUCCAAGCGCGUUCGUCCACAUGGCAUCCCGGAAGCCCCGACCUUCCGUCCGACAGAGGAAGAAUUCAAGGAUCCAGUGGCCUAUAUUCAGAAGAUCGCACCGGAGGGGAAGAAAUAUGGAAUCUGCCGAGUAAUCCCACCUGAGGGCUGGCAACCGACAUUCGCAAUCGACACUGAGCGGUUUCACUUCAAGACUCGCCGACAAGAGCUCAACUCGGUUGAAGGAGGAAACCGCGCGAACAUGAACUAUGUCGAUGGUCUUGCCAUGUUUCACAAGCAGCAUGGCACUAAUUACAGCAGGCUACCGAGUGUCGACAAGCGACCACUGGAUCUCUACAAACUCAAGAAGGCGGUGGAGUCUCGUGGUGGUUUUGAGACCGUUUGCAAGACCAAGAAAUGGGCCGAAAUUGGUCGCGAUCUUGGAUAUAGCGGCAAAAUCAUGUCCUCACUGUCCACUUCGCUCAAGAACUCUUAUCAGCGCUACCUGCAACCAUACGAGGAAUACUUGGCCCGAGCUAAGCCCGGUGUCCAACAACAGCUUGAACUUGAGCACGGUGGUCCAUAUACCCCUUCGCCGCUACAUUCGCCAAUGAACCACAAAGUCAUGGACGAGAACGGAACGCCCUCUAAAAUUCGCGAUGACACGCCUAGUCUACCUCGGAUGGCUGCUUCGCAUACACCGCUGGCGCAUACCCCUCUGGCACAUACUCCUAUGGAAAAGUCACCAGAGAAGCCGACACCGCCCAUCGAACCUACACCGCCCCCUGCUUCACGCCCAGCCACGGGCUUUACUCCUGUCAACUCCGGCCUCGGCGGAUUCACCGCUGUCAACCGCUCCCCGUUCACCCCCGUGAACAAUGGCCCGACUAUCAAGCGCGAGGGAGAAAACGGGGCGUCUACACCCAAAGUCAUCUCCGAGCAUACCUCUGUCUCGACGCCUAAUGGGCAAGAUGGAGACAGCCUGAAACGUGCUAUCAGCCGCGAGGCUAGCUCUCAGACUGAGAAUGGGGAUGACGAUGGUGGUAGUGGACGACGCAGCAAGCGUCUCAAGAAAGGUGAACAGUAUUUCGAGGACUUGCAGCAGGGCCUGUCUAAUCAACCUUCAGAUUCCUUCCCAACAGUUGCUGGUUCUCAUAUGUCGCUACUUCGUCCGGCUCCGCCUAGAGCACGCAAGGAUGGUUCUCAGCCAGCCGGAGAGAAAUGCGAGACAUGUGGCAAGUCGGAUGAUCAGGAGUCAAUCCUUGUAUGCGACGGUUGCGAGCUUGGGUAUCACAAAGCAUGUCUCGAUCCGUCUACUACCACGCCAUCUGAACAUGAUUGGCACUGCCCUAAAUGCUUAGUUGGUACGGGAGAAUUCGGAUUCGAAGACGGCGGCGUGUACUCGCUCAAGCAGUUCCAAGAGAAGGCCAACGACUUCAAGAAGAGGUACUUUGCUUCCAAAAUGCCAUUUGACCCGGUCUUGAACACGCAUCGACGCGAGACCGAGGACGACGUGGAAGCGGAAUUUUGGAAACUUGUUGUCGAUCUGCAUGAGACCGUGGAAGUUGAGUACGGAGCGGAUAUCCAUUCAACGACUCAUGGAAGUGGCUUCCCCACCAUCGAGCGUAAUCCGCUUGAUCCACAUUCGACUGAUCCUUGGAACCUAAACGUCCUGCCGUUUUAUGGAGAUUCUCUGUUCCGCUACAUUAAGUCAGAUAUCUCUGGCAUGACUGUUCCCUGGGUUUAUGUCGGAAUGUGUUUCUCGACAUUCUGCUGGCAUAACGAGGACCACUACGCGUAUUCGGCUAACUACCAACAUUUCGGCGCUACCAAAACCUGGUAUGGAAUACCAGGUGCUGACGCAGAGGCGUUCGAGGCGGCCAUGCGGGAUGCUGUACCGGAGCUUUUCGAAGGCCAGCCCGAUCUCCUCUUCCAGCUUGUCACUUUGAUGCCACCGGACAAGCUCCGCAAGGCCGGUGUUAAUGUCUAUGCUGUAGAUCAGCGAGCUGGUCAAUUCGUUCUCACAUUCCCACAAGCGUAUCAUGCUGGCUUCAAUCAUGGAUUCAACUUCAACGAAGCCGUUAACUUCGCACCCGCCGACUGGGAGCCAUACGGUGCAGCGGGCGUUGAGCGUCUUCAGAACUUCCGCAGACACCCAUGUUUUUCCCACGACGAAUUGCUUCUCACGGCUGCUACACGUGAUACAUCGAUUGCCACUGCCAAGUGGCUUGCGCCGGCGUUGCAAAGAACCUGCCGUCGAGAGCUGAAUGAACGUGCUUCCUUCCUAUACCGACAGAAGGAGGUGGCUGCUCUCACUCCUGGCUUUGGUCCUGAUUCCAUGGCUGACGAUGCCCAGCCCAGAUUUGUAGUUGAGAAUGAAGAUCUCCCCGAGGAUGAUUACCAAUGCCAGUAUUGCAAGGCCUACGCUUACCUCACUCAGUUCCGUUGUCACAAAUCAGGCAAAACUGUCUGUUUGAUGCACGUGGACACUUAUGAUUGCUGUGGUGAAAGUCUCGCGCAAAAGUUGUGCGGCCCUGGCCAUACUUUGCGGUUCCGCAUGAGUGACGAUGAAUUGCAAGCCCUAGUGCAGAAAGUCCAAGAACGAGCGAGGAUCCCGGAAGCGUGGUCCGAAAAGCUCGACAAGACUUUGGAGGAUGAACCGAAGCCCCAGCUGAAGGCCCUUCAUAACUUGCUCAAUGAAGGUGAGAAAAUCCCAUAUCACUUGCCUGGCCUCCAAGAUCUUGCGACCUUCGUCCAGCGUUGCGAUAAAUGGGUUGAGGAAGCCAACAACUACAUUACCCGGAAACAGCAGAACCGGAGAAAAAACGAGAAAGCUUGGCGCAGAGGCAGCACCAAGGCGGCGCAGCUGGACGAUCGCGAUCGCGAAGUCCCCCGCAAAAUUGAACACAUCUACGCCCUUCAGGCAGAGGCUGAUAAACUUUCGUUCGACUGUCCACAGAUGGCGGCGUUGGAAGAGAAAACCCGCGAGAUCGAGAAGUUCCAACAGGAUAUUAAGACGGCCCUGAUGAACCCACAUACCCGGCCACUCCACGAGAUCGAAGAACUUAUCGAACUUGGCAAGAAUAUUAAUGUGGAAAUUCCGGAACUCGAACACUUGGAGCAAGUUUCCCACCAGAUCAAGUGGAUCGAGCAAGCCGCUCGCAAACGAGAUCAGUUCAUGACCCUUAACGAUUGCCGGGAACUUGUGGCCGGCGCGGAGAAGCUAGGUCUUUCGGAUACCAACGAACACUUGGUCCAUUUCAAGGAACUCGCUCGCCAUGGCGAGGCAUGGGAAAUGAAGGCCCAGGAACUGAUGUCGGUUGAAGCCGUUCACUAUCAGCAACUAGAAGCUUUGUCUGCGCAGGCGUCCCGUUUUCCAGUCUCCCCUGCUACCCUUGCUGCCGUGGAUGCCAUCCUGACCAAACAGCGUGAGGCGCAGAAGCGGAUCCAGACUCUGUACGAGAAGAGCAAAGACCCCGAGAUGAAGAAUCGCCCCAAGUACAAGGAUGUCCGAGACCUUGUGGAGUCUCUCGAGCAUCUGACUAGUCGCCCCAUUGGGGCAAUAGACCUGGAACGCGAACAGAAGCGCCACGAAGACUGGAUGCGAAAGGGCAAGAAGUUAUUUGGCAAGGCGAACGCUCCUCUUCAUAUCCUCAAGUCUCAUAUGGAGUACGUGGCGAAGCGGAACUCAUACUGCUUCGAUUUAGAGGACAGUUACCGGCCGCCUGUGGAACCUUCAUCUCGGGACACUACACCCGAGGGAUUACUUGAGAACUCCAGCAAUCCCAACAUGUGGGGUCCCAAAUCACGAAAGCGAGAUGUGUUUUGUAUCUGCAGGCAUUCUGAAGCAGGAAUGAUGAUUGAAUGCGAAGUCUGCCACGAAUGGUACCAUGGCAAAUGCUUGAAGAUUGCUAGGGGUAAGGUGAAGGAAUUUGACAAAUACACCUGCCCCAUUUGUGAUUGGCGUCAGAAAAUCCCUCGUGAUGCUGCUCGUCCCAAGCUCGAGGAUCUCCAGGAUUGGCAUGCGGAAAUCGCAACUUUGCCCUUCCAGCCCGAGGAGGAAGAGGUUCUCGAGACCAUUAUCAACCAAGCGACGGCCUUCCGUGAUUUCCUACAUGGCUUCACCAAUGCUGCUUGCACAACGACCGAGGAAGUGCCCACUUUGAUAUUCUACCUUCGUAAAAUCGAGGGCGCUGAGGUUCUUCUCACCUUCGAGACAAAUUUCUUCCGACAGGAGAUACACAAAUGGGCCCCCGUUGCACCGGAGCCCCCUCCAAUUCUCGAGCAAUCUCUAUCCACACGAAAGCCGCGACCGACCAAGCAGCAGAAAAUGAUGGCCCAGCUUGGGGUGAAUCGUCCAGAGGAUUUGCCUGAGCAUCUUCGACCCAAGCACAUCAACGCACCCAAACGGAAAUCAGUUGAUGCGCAAUCGCACUUCGGCCCUAGCCAGCCUCCAUCAUUGCAGCCCGCACCACCAGUUUCUAGCAGCGCACAAUCUCCCAGCAUAGGCCCGACAUUGGCUCAUACGUCAGAUCCACCCGCCAAUCCAUAUCCUUUCUCUGCAAACUAUUCUUUGCCUGCCAGCGAUUCCACCCCCGCGUUUGCGCCUAAUUCCUCAUCCGCCUUCCUCCCUCAUGCAGCUGCCUCUCAGUCUCCAUCCUUCCUGUCGCGGUCACCCCCUCCGCAGCAAGAUAUGGAGACCUCACUCUUCAGUCCUCCGCGCUUUGGUCAUGAACCUCAGUUCGCGAGUAGCAGUCCUCGUCAGAAUCUUGAUGACGUCUUUGCAGAUUUGACCAACCAAGAGAUUGAUCCUGAUGCUGAGCCGCAGCCGAUGGAGAAUACUCACGCCAAUGAGGCAUUGGAGGCGCUCGUCGUCAGCAAUGGCAGCAGCCGUGCCGCUUCUGUGCAAGAUGAAACCGGUCAAAAUGGGGAUGGCGCACAAGACGAGCCGAAGAUCGAUGGCGCAAAUGGUGACCUUUUGGAUGAGAAAUUAUGA
Messenger RNA from Penicillium bovifimosum, 5151 nucleotides. RefSeq lists its product as uncharacterized. Gene Ontology annotation, biological process: chromatin remodeling. The coding region runs from base 1 to 5151 and encodes 1716 amino acids. Gene Ontology annotation, molecular function: histone demethylase activity; DNA binding. The transcript has 5 exons. Gene Ontology annotation, cellular component: nucleus. NCBI's taxonomy places the organism in Eukaryota, Fungi, Ascomycota, Eurotiomycetes, Eurotiales, Aspergillaceae. The record is from RefSeq and is a predicted model, not a curated record.